AUGAUUGUAGCACCAGCUAAUGAAGCUAUCUCGUACAUUGCAAAACAGUAUCACAUCGAGCCCAGGAUCAACAGCCCGUAUGUUGGGGAGCCACGUCCAGAGCUUGACGACGCUUGGGAAAGUCUUCUGGCCAACACCAACAUCCGUCUCUCUCAGAAGGACAUGGAGGCCCUAGAUCGAGAUGAAGGCAUUGCUCUGCCCGACGGCGGAUACCUCGGUAUCAUCAAUGCCUAUCAUGAGCUCCACUGUAUAAAACGUCUCCACCACGCGCUCUACCCCUCACAUUACUUCCCCAAUCUCAGCGCCAAAGAGCAGAAGAUGAACCUGAUGCACAGCGAGCACUGCCUUGACACCCUGCGUCAAGGCAUCAUGUGCCACGGUGACACCUCACUUCUGACGCUGAAGUGGGUGCCGUGGACAAAGAUUCCGUUGGCAAACUUCUCGGCCCCACAUCAGUGUGUGAAUUGGAAGAAGCUCGACGGUUGGGCAGGGGAGCACUCGGUGCCCAGAAUCUUUGAGAAAGAUUAUGUCGUUCAUCCGACUCUGGGGCCGUCUUUUGGAGGGAAUGGGAGCGCGCAUUUGGGUGUUGCGGUGGAUCAAAGUUAG
Molecule: messenger RNA, 606 nt
Organism: Bacidia gigantensis
Lineage: Eukaryota; Fungi; Ascomycota; Lecanoromycetes; Lecanorales; Ramalinaceae
Exons: 4
Coding region: 1-606 (201 amino acids)
Biological process (GO): mycotoxin biosynthetic process
Source: RefSeq, a predicted model, not a curated record